Eptesicus fuscus (big brown bat) is the source of this 525-nucleotide messenger RNA. Its product is annotated as gamma-crystallin C. The transcript has 3 exons. The coding region runs from base 1 to 525 and encodes 174 amino acids. Gene Ontology annotation, molecular function: structural constituent of eye lens. NCBI's taxonomy places the organism in Eukaryota, Metazoa, Chordata, Mammalia, Chiroptera, Vespertilionidae. Gene Ontology annotation, biological process: lens development in camera-type eye; visual perception. The record is from RefSeq and is a predicted model, not a curated record.
AUGGGGAAGAUCACCUUCUACGAGGACCGCGGCUUCCAGGGCCGCCGCUACGAGUGCAGCAGCGACCACCCCAACCUGCAGCCCUACCUCAGCCGCUGCAACUCCGUCCGCGUGGACAGCGGCUGCUGGAUGCUCUACGAGCGCCCCGACUACCAGGGCCCCCAGUACUUCCUGCGGCGCGGCGACUACCCCGACCCCCAGCAGUGGCUGGGCCUCAGCGACGCGGUCCGCUCCUGCCGCCUCAUCCCCCAGACGGGCUCCCACCGCCUGCGGCUGUAUGAGAGAGAGGACCACAAAGGCCACAUGAUGGAGCUGAGCGAGGACUGCUCCUGCGUCCAGGACCGCUUCCACCGGGGUGAGGUCCGCUCCCUCCACGUGCUGGAGGGCUGCUGGGUCCUCUACGAGAUGCCCAACUACCGGGGACGGCAGUACCUGCUGCGGCCCCAGGAGUACAGAAGCUCCCACGACUGGGGGGCCGUGGAUGCGAAGGCUGGCUCUCUGAGGAGGGUGGUGGACUUAUACUGA